Molecule: messenger RNA, 1832 nt
Organism: Phyllopteryx taeniolatus (common seadragon)
Lineage: Eukaryota; Metazoa; Chordata; Actinopteri; Syngnathiformes; Syngnathidae
Gene: fbln5
Product: fibulin 5
Exons: 11
Coding region: 90-1550 (486 amino acids)
Molecular function (GO): calcium ion binding
Source: RefSeq, a predicted model, not a curated record
AUGACAUCGUGCGGGCGGGGGUCUUAACUGACUGGGGGGGGGGUCUCAACGUUUUAAGGGUCGUCGAAGUGAAAGGAGCUUGGGAGGAAAUGAAAAACGCGCUCUGUGACAUACGUGGCUUGACGCUUUGCUCCUCUACAAGGAUGGUGGCAGCUCUGCUAUUUAUUUUGCUUUGCCUGCAGUCCGCACACAGCCAGACAUGCACACAUGGCUUCAGAUACGAUCGCAGGUCAAGACAGUGCAUAGAUGUGGACGAGUGUCGCACCCUUCCAGACCCCUGCAGGGGGGACAUGCAUUGCAUCAACCAGAACGGGGGCUACUUGUGCCUGCCUCACGGUCUCUACAGCCAGUCCUACGGCCCCGAGCCCGCGCAGGUGCCGCAGGUGCAGCAGCAGCAGCCUGAGCCAGCUUACCAGGGGCGCGGCGGCGGUGGCGGUGGCGCCGGCGCCAGCAGCACGUCCGCGGGCCAGCCGGACAGUUACGUGCCGGCCCCCCCGAGGUCGGCUGAACCCAGCUACCCGCAGGUGAGCUACCCGGUGCCGUGCAUCCUGGGUUACACGCUGGCUGACGACGGCACCUGCAAUGACAUUGACGAAUGCGAGACCAAUUCCCACCACUGUAACCCCACCCAGGUGUGUAUCAACACGGCGGGGGGCUACACCUGCUCCUGCACGGAGGGCUUCUGGCUCAUCGGGGGCCAGUGUCAGGAUAUCGACGAGUGUCGCUAUGGUUACUGCCAGCAGCUGUGCGCCAACGUGCCGGGCUCGUAUUCCUGCUCGUGUAACUCGGGUUUUGUCCUCAACCCGGACAACCGUAGCUGCCAAGACGUGGACGAGUGCGCAGACGAGCCGUGCAGUCACGGCUGCCUCAACAACCACGGCUCCUUCAUGUGCAACUGCGACGAAGGGUUCGAACUGGCGGCUGACGGAACCUCGUGCAACGACGUGGACGAGUGCAGCUUCUCCGAGUUCCUGUGUCAGCACCGAUGCGUGAACACUCCGGGAUCCUUCAACUGCAUCUGCCCGCCCGGCUAUUACGUCUACGAGGACGGCCGCAGCUGCGAAGAUAUCAAUGAAUGUGAGAGUGGUAACAACACCUGUACAACAGAACGAGUCUGUUUCAAUUUCCAGGGAGGCCACACAUGCCUGGCUCCUUUACAGUGUCCGCCUCCUUACGUUGAAGUGGGCGACAAUCAGUGCAUGUGCACCACGGGCCACCCCGCGUGCAGGGACCAGCCCUUCACCAUCCUGUACAGACACAUGGACCUGUCGUCCGGACGCAGCGUGCCCGCAGACAUCUUCCAGAUGCAGGCCACCACGCGCUACCCGGGCGCCUUCUACAUCUUCCAGAUCAAGUCGGGCAAUGAGGGCCAAGAGUUCUACAUGAGGCAAACCAGCAACAUGAGCGCCACGCUGGUGCUGUCGCGGCCCAUCAAGGGUCCCAGAGAGGUGGUCCUGGACCUGGAGAUGGUGACGGUCAACAACGUCAUCAACUUCCGCGGCAGCUCUAUCAUCCGGCUGACCGUCUUCGUGUCGGAGCACCCCUUCUGACGCGCCGUCACGGUCGGGAACGAGCCCGACGGAACGCACCCCGCCCCGCCUUAAUGGACUCUGAGCUCUUAAGGCGGCAAGAUGGAUGCUAUGGCGGGAUGCGGCCGGUGUACAAUUUCUGGCAUCCUCUUCUUAGAAGUACCGCAAAUGUUGUAUUCUCAGCACCUCCGCCGCUGCAUCUUUUCCCCUUCAGAUCAGCUGUGAACAAGACUUUUAUUGUGUAUCAUCAAAUAUGAAUUAUUGAUUACAAUAAACGUCUGUAUGAGCAGGCCACUGAAACCA